Molecule: messenger RNA, 273 nt
Organism: Nezara viridula (southern green stink bug)
Lineage: Eukaryota; Metazoa; Arthropoda; Insecta; Hemiptera; Pentatomidae
Source: the annotation of a GenBank genome assembly
AUGGUAGCUGCGCAAAAGGGAAGAUGCGUCCCAGCUUUUGCAACAGCAGCUAUGGAGGAAUUGAUUUCAACACCCUUACCUUUGGGAAGAGAAACAAUUAAGGUGAGGGUGUUUUUGUUGACCGGUAGCUCCCACCACUCAACUAACUCAAUCCACCUGACAGCCUUCCCAGUUCCUCCUCCUCUAACCGGCGAACCGAUUUCGAGGAUAACUUUAUCUAAACCAGCAAAUUGGGGAGGAAGUGUUCUUUUUUACAUUUCAGACCACCGAUGA